GAAGUGUUUUGCAGAAAUAAAAAGAACGUGACUUAAAGAAAAGGGCAUGAGAAUACAAGUUGUGUUGGAGCUCCGUGAAGUGUGCAGGGGUGAAUUGGCUGAAGAAUAUUCAAUGGCUGCAAUGCACUACAACGCACAAAUGGUCUCCGAGGAACUUCAUCAACAUUCGAGGCAUCUCUAUAGCAUUCAACAUAGACUCCAAGAUCCAGGCUCAUCACCCAGAUCAGAGGCACCCGAAUCACCUAAAAUUGAAACACGAAUAAGAUCAGAAGAUAUUCAUUAUACACGAUCACCAACAUUAGAAGAGAAAUCAAGAAUUUGUUUUGGUGAAAAUACAGAAACAAUUGCAAAACGUUUUGUGGAGAAUCCAAUUUUCAAAGAGGAACCACUAACGAUGAAAUUUAUGGAUGAUAUUUCAACGUCAACAAGAUUUCGUGAUCCUGGCUCAUCGCCGGGUUCAUCACCACCAAUGCAACAACACAAUAAUUCAGGAAAGACAUCAUUUUGCAUCGAUGCACUACUUGGUAGAGUGACUAGUAAAAAUGAUCUUGAUAUAAAGUCGAGAAUUUAUACAAGAACAGAAAUAAACAUCGAUGAGAAGGAAAGUAAUUCUAGUCAUCAAAAUUCUACUACUACACUUCAAGAGAAUGAAGAGAGAAGGAAUUCAUUGGGUAAUCCAUUGUUACCAUUUGUUCAACAACAUAUUGUAAGAACGGAUGAUGAAUUGAGAAAUAGAAGACUGAAUCGUGAUUCAGAUCAUCAUCAUAAUCAUCAUCAUCAUCAUCAUCGGCAAUUAUUGAGAAAUAAUGAUACAACAUCACGAAGUCAAUUUCGUACAAUUCCAGAAGUUGGUAACAAUGUUGGACGUUUUAGAAAUAGUAGUCGAAUUGAUGACGAUGAAACUUCAGUUGAUGUUGACGCUGAAGUUGAUCCAUCGAGAACUGGAAGUGCAAGUCCUGGUAGUAAUACAAGUCGUAGUCCAAAUUCUAGUCCACCCAUUUCACCAGGAUCAGAGGAUCCAACUGGAAAUGGAAUUUUAAAUCAUCAAAAUAAUAUCGCUGGCAAUCCUUAUGGUGCGGGAGUGGUGAGACAAAAUCAAGGACUGUUGAUUCAUCCUGGAGGUCCACUUAUUCAUCCUGGGGGAUUGUAUUAUCAUCCAGCUGGUGGUAGCGCGUUUCACUCGAUACACAAAGAGGGACAGCCCGUUGGUCAUCCUCAAUCCGGCGGUCCUCAUCCACAUCAUCUUCAUCCUCUUCAACUCGAGUGGUUAGCAAGAACCGGUAUGCUGUAUCCCAGAUUGCCUGCUGAUCUUGCUGGUUGUGCCGCUCAGCAUGCGCUUUUAGGAAAGACAAGAAGGCCCCGAACAGCCUUUACUUCACAACAAUUGUUAGAAUUAGAGAAACAAUUUCGACAAAAUAAAUAUCUUAGCAGACCAAAGAGGUUCGAAGUUGCCACCUCGUUAAUGUUAACUGAGACACAGGUAAAAAUCUGGUUUCAAAAUAGACGAAUGAAAUGGAAACGUAGCAAAAAAGCACAACAAGAACCAAGAUCAAGUGGAAAAUCAGAUGAUACGGGAAAUUCACGAAGUUCAGAUCGUGAGAUUGGAAAUGAUGUUUCAAUAAAUGUGUCCGCUGCUACAGAAGAUUCAAGAGAAACCUCCCAAGAGAAUUCGAGAAACAUCUCGGAACUUCAAGAACCACUUUAUCGUCCUUAUGUUGUGUAAAUUGUACGAGGAGUUAAAAUAACAAAAAAGAGACUCAAAAAAAAAGAGAAAAAAAAUUCGGUUGACAUGAACCAGUGUAGCAAAAUGUAUGAUAAUAAAUGUGUGCUCACUGCUCAAUAACAAAAAUUUUGAUGUAAAAAGUGUCAUAAAUAUUAUAAUAAUCCCGUUAAUUUUCACGUCUUUUUUUUACAAAUAUUUUGAAUUCAAUUUUUCGUAUUAUAUUAUAGAUUUGAAAUGUCAAGCGUACAAUUUUUUUACAGAACGAUAUAUAAAAAAUAAAAGAUUAAAUAGAUAGAAACAAAUUAAAUUCAUAUACCUCUAAUAAAUUAAAAUUACGAAAAAAAAAUUGUUAUUAAUUUUUUAAGAUCAAUUAUUAUUGAGUUUCUAUACGUUAAAUUAAAAGAUAACAAAUCUUCAUUUUUUUUAUUUUUUGACGAUAUAAUCAUCGUAAAUGUUAAAAAAAAAAUUAAUCAACUUUCCAUAUUGUCGUCGCAAAAUCCAAAGAUUGUAAAUAUAAAUAGGAAUAGUUUUAAAAUGUACAUAAAAAAAAUCUCGUUCAGUCUCAGAUCUACUAGUUAUAAUUAAAUAUAGUUUAAAAAAAAUUGUGAAGAGUGUGUUUUUAAAAGAAAAAGAAAAAUGAAAAAGGUAUGUGAAGAAUGAUCUGAGUUUGUUUAUUGAUGAAAUUCUACUGAAAAAAAAUAAAAUAUAGAUGAUCAAGCUGAAAAAACGUUCUUCCAUUAAUUACUAUUAAAAAAAAAAAUAAUUGCAUAAUACUUUACAAAUUUUUGUUAUUUUUUCUAUAGUUGAUUUUUGUUUUUAUAUUUUUGCCUAUUUAUUUUUCAUUAUAUUUCACUAAUAAAAUAUCACCGUUUUGAUU
This is a messenger RNA of Leptopilina boulardi, 2600 nucleotides long. It is a transcript of the gene exex, whose product is annotated as homeobox protein Hox-A1. The record is from RefSeq and is a predicted model, not a curated record. The transcript has 4 exons. Gene Ontology annotation, molecular function: sequence-specific double-stranded DNA binding; DNA-binding transcription factor activity, RNA polymerase II-specific. Gene Ontology annotation, cellular component: nucleus. The coding region runs from base 47 to 1723 and encodes 558 amino acids. NCBI's taxonomy places the organism in Eukaryota, Metazoa, Arthropoda, Insecta, Hymenoptera, Figitidae. Gene Ontology annotation, biological process: spinal cord motor neuron cell fate specification; central nervous system development; regulation of DNA-templated transcription.